AUGGCCAAAGAAUGUCUGUACCCAGUUCCAGGAGAAACUGUGCUUCGCAUGCUGACCAGAGAACUUCAACAAAUGGGCUUAUACAAGCAAACGUUGAGUAUCCGACACUAUAAGCCACCAACUGAGUCAGCUCUGGCAGAGGACGUAACAAUGACACAGUCAACCACCCCACCCCCAUGUUCUCUGCUUCUGAGUACACCAACAUCAAUUACGACGUCAUCUGAGUUUCCGCUGGCACUGUUACUGAGAAUUCUCAAUCACCCUGCUCCGUUUAAUACACUCGAUGUUUCGUCUAUAGCGGACGGCCUAGCCCAACUAGCUGACCUCAUGGGAUCACGACUACCUACCUUACUGGUACUGAUAUCCCAAGUACAACCGGUACCUUCCGAUAUCACUACGGUGAAUGUCAAUUCCGAUUACGUUAAACUUCCACCAGAAGAAUCAAGUUACUAUUAUGAGGCAUACUCGACCUUCUGUCCUUGCCUUCUUCCGCUUCCUCGAUGGAACGGGCAUAGCUAUUCAAAUCCUGUGCGGGACACCAUCGUCACUUUUCUGGGAGCUUACCCAAUAGUUUUGGCAGCUACAUUGGCAGUUGGUUCAAAAUUAAAGGGUAAGGAAGAUCUCAGCGCCAACUACUUGGCCACUGUUAGCUCUUUGGCGAAGUCUCAACUUGAAUCAAUUCAAUCCAUGAGAGAUUUAGAGCUGCUAAUUGUGGCACUGGUGUUUUUGGCACUGGCUGCUACUCAUUUGUAUCCAAGUGAAAUAAACUGGCAAAACUCUUUGACCUCAGUUGCACGUUUUGUCCUGAAGUCCUCGACUGUUGAACAGCUGAAAGUUUCUGUUUUAUGCAAGUGGUUGUUAUUCACAUUUGAUGCAACUCUGGCUCAACCUCCAUUACUGGGAGCACUAUCAGUAAUAGGCGCUUCUUGUUGCCCGAAAGAGAAAGCGGUACUUGAGGAAUGGGGUUUAUUAUUGACCUCAGGGUUUAAUCUACUAACUGGAACAAGUCAAGCGGUUAUACACUUGCAUGAGGGAUUCUUGGACUUCUUUGUUAAAGGCACAAACCGCAUAGACUAUCGAAAAGGACUAACUCUUAUGUCGGGGUACGCAAAUGAACUUAAUCACUUGUUCUGUCCAUCCCCUCAAGACGUUGGCUUCGUUGAAAGUCCUUGGGGGUCUACAGUGAAUGGCUCAUUUGUUUCGUGGAUGGACAUCUCCCAUCAAACUCAUACUCACGCAUUCAUAGCAUGGCUGCUUGUUACAAUAUAUGGCGUAGCGUGGACGCUGCCCCAAGUACAGCAGAUACUAAGUCAAAUAAUUCAACUAGUUGAUAAUAUCAACACCGCCGUCGAAAGCUCUUUGGGACCAUUGGUCAGAGCUCCCAUAGCAAUGCGCUGGCCCGUACUCGUUGCAUGUUCCUUCAUCAAAGAUUUGGAAUUAAGAAGCAGAGGACAUGAAUAUUUAAAUUGCUGCAAACAACUUUCUACUUUAAAAGAAGAUGGUUAA
Molecule: messenger RNA, 1506 nt
Organism: Diutina rugosa
Lineage: Eukaryota; Fungi; Ascomycota; Pichiomycetes; Serinales; Debaryomycetaceae
Exons: 1
Coding region: 1-1506 (501 amino acids)
Source: RefSeq, a predicted model, not a curated record